This is a messenger RNA of Loxodonta africana (African savanna elephant), 2077 nucleotides long. RefSeq names its product caveolae associated protein 2 (gene CAVIN2). The record is from RefSeq and is a predicted model, not a curated record. Gene Ontology annotation, cellular component: caveola; cytoplasm. Bases 370 to 1635 code for a protein of 421 amino acids. The transcript has 2 exons. Lineage: Eukaryota; Metazoa; Chordata; Mammalia; Proboscidea; Elephantidae. Gene Ontology annotation, molecular function: protein kinase C binding.
UGAUUGAAAUAUGGCAUUGAACUUGUUUUAAAAAGGGAAGGGGGGUAGGAAAGAAAAGCUGAACCUGCAGCAAAGUGUCCUGUGCUGAGGAGAACAGUUAGGAAGUGUUUGCAACGCUUCUGAACUCUGAGAGGUUCUCGUUCUGUAACCUUCACCUCCCACUGGGUGGGGUAGGACCUCUCAAAGCAGCUGGAAUGCAGUUGCCCUAAUCAGUGUAGCCAGUCUUUGCUUGUCUGAACCUCUGCUGAUCCUGGAGAGCGGUGCCCUAAGCGCCACCAGCCGGCAUCUCUCUGGCUCCCCUCGUCACCGCCCUUCUCACCUGAACAGGAAGACGCUCCCAGCCGGGAAGAAAGUGUCCACUGUUCAGUCAUGGAAGAGGACGCUGCACAAGCCGAAAAGUUCCAUCACCGAGGUGUUGACAUGCGGCAGGAGAAACCAUCAAACCCCAGCCCGGUGCCUUCCUCCACGCCGAGCCCCAGCCUGAACCUGGUGAGCACGGUGGAAGCCAUCCGGGACAACUCGCAGGUGAAUGCUGUCACCGUGCUCACGCUCCUGGACAAGUUGGUGAACAUGCUGGACGCCGUGCAGGAGACCCAGCACAAGAUGGAGCAGCGGCAGAUCAGCCUGGAGGGUUCGGUGAAGGGCAUCCAGAACGACCUCACCAAGCUCUGCAAGUACCAGGCCUCCACCAGCAACACGGUCAGCAAGCUGUUGGAGAAGUCCCGCAAGGUCAGUGCUCACACCCGGGCGGUCAAGGAGCGCAUGGAGCGGCAGAGCGCGCAGGUGAAGCGGCUAGAGAACAACCACGCCCAGCUCCUCAAACGCAACCAUUUCAAAGUGCUCAUCUUCCAGGAAGAAAACGAGAUCCCUGCCAGCGUGUUUGUGAAAGAGCCAGUCUCCGGCCCUGCGGAAGGAAAGGAGGAGCUCGCUGAUGAAAACAAGUCCCUGGAGGAAACCUUGCACACAGUGGACCUCUCAUCAGAUGACGAAUUGCCCCAUGAUGAAGAGGCCCUAGAAGACAAUGUCGAGGAGAAGACGGAAGAAAGCAGAGCAGAGAAAAUAAAAAAAUCCAGCCUCAGGAAAGUGGAUAGCCUCAAGAAAGCAUUUUCACGCCAGAACAUCGAGAAAAAGAUGAACAAGCUGGGGACAAAGAUCGUAUCUGUAGAGAGGAGAGAGAAGAUUAAGAAAUCUCUCACUUCCAAUCAUCAGAAAAGCUCCUCAGGAAAAAGCUCCCCCUUCAAGGUUUCUCCCCUCAGUUUCAGUAAAAAGAAAGUCCGAGAAGCAGAAAGCCCCGCAGAAAAUGAGACCAAAUCCGAAGGCACGCCUGGCAGUGAACAGAUGCUGAAUGACCACGAGGAGAGCUCGGUUGCAGAGGGUCUUUCUGAAGCAUCAUUGGCAGAAGAGAAGAACGCAGAGGAGGAUGCUGACAGGGUGGCCUUGAGAGGGAGUAACUCAGGGAUGGACAGUAACAUCGACUUAACAAUUGUAGAAGAUGAAGAAGAGGAGGCAGUGGCCCUGGAAUAUGCGCAGAAGACGCGCUAUGAGGACCGCUACAUGGGAACCCCGGAGGAGACAGAGAGGUCGGAUGAGGAACCUGUGCAGCCAGCUGUGCUCCAGGUGGACCAGACCGUCUAGGCGCACAGCCCGCUGGGCCCAGGCUGUCAUUUUGGUUAAGUGGGUAACCAGAACCUAGAAACAAACGCUUGCACAUAUCUAGCAGUACCGACUCACUACCCUGUACUUGUUCAGUCAGUAGUAAUUUAUUACAUAGUAACAGAGUACACGUGACCAAGAUUUACUAUGAAAGCAAUGUGUCAGGGGCUCACUUCUUUUUAACUUGCUCUUAGGUUCUAUUUAUGUAGAAUCUCUCCAAGUUUUGCCAGGAAGAGGAAAUGGAAUAGUUGAAAAAUACUAGUCAAUUUGGCUUAGUUAGAAAAACCAGAGGAUACUUAAGAUACUAGUCAUGGAAUGUGAUUCUUUUUUUUUUUUUUUUUUUUUGGUCACUCCAUAAGCUUGCUGAAUAAUUACCAGUAAUAUAUUGCAUUUCCACAGUAGUCUGUGAAUCUAAUUAUUAUUC